Pseudophryne corroboree (corroboree frog) is the source of this 1219-nucleotide messenger RNA. RefSeq names its product olfactory protein-like. The record is from RefSeq and is a predicted model, not a curated record. Bases 569 to 1105 code for a protein of 178 amino acids. NCBI's taxonomy places the organism in Eukaryota, Metazoa, Chordata, Amphibia, Anura, Myobatrachidae. The transcript is spliced from 7 exons. Gene Ontology annotation, molecular function: small molecule binding.
CAAAAGAUUGCAACAACAGCAGCAAGAACAACUGCACCUGAGCGAGGGCCCACUCUGUGUAACACAUGCGCCGUAGGAGAGUGCAGAAUUUAUUGCACAUGCGCAGUUGCAAAAAAAAUCGCUCAACUACGUGAACAUCGGCAUACUGCGUGCAACCCAGAAUCACAUCCAGUGUCCCCACUAUGCACCAAGACGCCCAGGAACAACUCUAAUCGAGGCCAUGUCUUUGUAUACCUUAUACCAGGACACGCACAGAGAAAAGUCUCCCAGUAACCCUAACCCUGAUCACAUCAACCACGUAUGGGGUUGGCCGUGAACACGACGCACAGUCGUGUACUGAUAAGACACAACACUACACUAAGUAUCUAGGAUCAACUUUAAGACCUUUGGCAAGUGGUCUGAAAUCAAUCCCCCAGUAUCCUGAGACACUGUGUCUGGCAUUACAUAACGCACUUAUCGGAACAAUGCUGCUUUAUUUUGCACCGUCCCUCUCUUACGACGAGAGGUGUAUAAAUACCAGCACCGGGCGUCUGACACUUCACAUCAACAUCUCACCACCAUCAGAACCAUGUUCCAGCUCUCAGCCUUCAUCCUGCUUCUGGCCUUCUGGCAGUGUCCUGCUGCAAAUAUGCCCGCACAGAAGGAUUUCCAGAUGAGCCAGUUUAAGGGCCAGUGGUAUGGAAUCGCUGCGUCCUCCAACUGCCCCAUGUUUAAGGAUAUGAAGAAAGACAUGACCCUCCCCAUCAUCGUGUACGGAAUGGACAAAGACAACGUAAAAGUCGCCAUCGCUUUCAAGACACCCAAGGGUUGCCAGCAAAUGGAUUUCAAAUAUGAUACCAUCUCCAGCGGCCACUACAAACACAGCAGCCCGCACGGAGAUAAUGAGGUCGUCAUUGUCGGCACAGACUACAAGGCGUUUGCUCUGGAAUAUACAGAAACAAUGCACGAGGGUAAGACCUGCACAACCCUCAAGUUAUACGGGAGAGAGACGAACCUGCCAAUGGAGAUUAAGCAGCAAUUCAUGGCCUAUGCCAAGAACCUUGGCCUGACAGAAGAUGAUACCAAGGUGUUCAGCAAAGGAGAUCUAUGUCCUCCCCAUGUCUAGGAGAGAUUGCAUCAAGUGAACCCCCCGCUUCGCUCACAAUCCAUUUCCCGUCCCCUUCUUGCUCCUAUUUCCAGCCCUGUUGCAUUUCAAAGAGAAAUAAAAUAAAUGAACUAA